UUAUAAUUUAUAGAUUUAUAUUUAAUAUUGGGUUUCGUCUUCUCCGAUUGGAAUUUGGAACCCUAAAAAUCUUCUCCUCUUCCUGCAAGCUCUUCGUUCUCAACGGAUCAAGCAUGUUCUUCCACAUAUCCAUGGAGAAGAACAUGCAGCUGCACCCUCGCCACUUCGGCCCUCACCUCCGUGACAAGCUUGUGGCCAAGCUCAUGAAGGACGUUGAAGGCACCUGCAGCGGGAGACAUGGAUUUGUGGUUGCCAUUACUGGUGUGGAUGAUAUUGGGAAAGGGUUAAUCCGUGAGGGCACGGGCUUCGUCACUUUUCCUGUCAGGUAUCAGUGCGUCGUCUUCCGGCCUUUCAAGGGUGAGAUUCUUGAGGCCGUUGUUACGAUGGUCAACAAGAUGGGGUUCUUUGCCGAGGCAGGCCCUGUUCAGAUAUUUGUUUCCAACCAUCUAAUACCAGAUGAUAUGGAAUUCCAGACUGGGGAUGUGCCAAACUAUACCACUUCAGACAGAUCAGUCAGAAUUCAAAAGGACAGUGAAGUACGUCUGAAGAUUAUAGGAACUCGUGUUGAUGCCACUGAAAUCUUCUGCAUUGGCACCAUCAAAGAUGAUUUCUUGGGUGUUAUCAAUGAUCCAGGAGCAGCUGCCUAGUUUGGCCAUUUAAAACUCCACAAAGAUCAUGCAACUGUUUUGGCAUCUGUGGUUAUGUAUUAUAAAACUAGUUGCAAUUAAGGCUUCGCACUGGCUUUUGCGCUAAAAAAUGGCAUCAGAGAACUCUAAAACAUAGCAAAAAUUCAGAUUUGGGAGAUGAAUUACAUGUUUUGAAUGCUAACUGCAUCUUUUUAUGGUUCUUCACACAAUGUCUUGCACAUCUAUUCUGUAAUUGAAGAACAUGACGUGUCUUGAGUUCUGCAGGAGAAAUUAGACAGAAAUAUGUUUAUAUGUAAGUAUUGCUAAGAAAUCAACCGAACGGUCUCUGUUGAUGCAAAGUUUUGAACUGAACAUUCCAA
Messenger RNA from Dioscorea cayenensis subsp. rotundata (Guinea yam), 1006 nucleotides. RefSeq names its product DNA-directed RNA polymerase II subunit RPB7. The coding region runs from base 114 to 647 and encodes 177 amino acids. The transcript is spliced from 6 exons. Gene Ontology annotation, cellular component: RNA polymerase II, core complex; P-body. The record is from RefSeq and is a predicted model, not a curated record. Gene Ontology annotation, molecular function: single-stranded DNA binding; single-stranded RNA binding; translation initiation factor binding. Gene Ontology annotation, biological process: positive regulation of nuclear-transcribed mRNA poly(A) tail shortening; DNA-templated transcription; transcription initiation at RNA polymerase II promoter. Lineage: Eukaryota; Viridiplantae; Streptophyta; Magnoliopsida; Dioscoreales; Dioscoreaceae.